This is a messenger RNA of Lathyrus oleraceus (garden pea), 1362 nucleotides long. RefSeq lists its product as uncharacterized. NCBI's taxonomy places the organism in Eukaryota, Viridiplantae, Streptophyta, Magnoliopsida, Fabales, Fabaceae. The transcript is spliced from 8 exons. The record is from RefSeq and is a predicted model, not a curated record. Gene Ontology annotation, biological process: meristem development; meristem maintenance. The coding region runs from base 1 to 1362 and encodes 453 amino acids.
AUGGAGUUGGAUGAAUCACGAUUUGCCAUUUUUGAGCUUGAUGAAAAGCAGAGUGAAAAAGAGCUGUUGCAGCAAGGUUUUGAUGGUGGAAAUGAGCUCAGAAAUUAUGGUGGUGGCCAGCUAUUUGUUGGCAAGGCAAGAUUUGUUAAUGAGAAAACUGAGAUGGACAAAGGCAAGGCAAGGUUGAGUUUGUCAUGUUGGUUUGGUUUUGAGAUGCAAGCUGCCAGAUUGACCAAAGACUUCCGGAGAAGACAAAUAUUUGGCGUUUUUGCACUGUAUACCGGAACACUUAAGAAAAGUCUUCCGGUUUGUAUACUUGUAUACCGGAACACUUUCUUCAAGACUUCCGGUUUGGUUGAUGUAUACCGGAACUCUUUAAGAAAGUGUUCCGGAAGGCUUUUUGUUUUUUUUGCUAACCGGAACUCUUCUUGGAAGUGUUCCGUGGUUCGAAGAAGAGGUGCAGAUGGCCAGAUUCCAGUCCGCACGUUAGACCGGGGUGCAUCUUCAUCUGCAGCUGCAGCUGAGCCGACUGGAUAUCCAGGAGGGCCGUACGAUACGUCUCUUUUGGUGAAGUACGAGCAUCAUGUUGCUCGACAUAUAUGGUUCGGUGAGGAAAGAGGACCAAAGAAAGAGUUGAAGGUUGUCGGACAUGGACUGAAGUUGACUUCUAGGGUUCCAUUGGCUCUUCCACCACAGAUGGAGAGUUGGGUAUCUAGAUCCGGUUUAGCUUCACUGCAGAGAAUGAGUCUGAACAAGAUAGACACAAAUCUUGUCUCUGCAUUUGUGGAAAGAUGGCAUCUAGAGACAUCUUCAUUUCACAUGCCGUUUGGUGAAAUGAGCAUUACUUUAGAUGAUGUCGCAUGUCUACUUCACUUGCCCAUUAGGGGUAUCUUUUGGAGUCCUCAGGAUGUGACUGAAGAGCUAGCUGUUGAACUUGCUGUUGACUACCUAGGAGUGUCACAGGGUCAGGCACAGUCACAUGUUCGGAGCUGCAGGGGGUCGUAUUACAAGUUGGAGUGGUUAUAUGAUAUAUUCGUACAUCAUAGGGCUGCUUCCAGCUGGGCAUAUGCGACUAGAGCAUAUCUAUUGAUGUUGGUGGGUUCCACCAUAUUUGCUGAUAAGACCUUUACACUUGUAGAGGCACGAUACCUCCUCCUGUUUAGGGACUUGGAUAAAUGUUCAGGAUAUAGUUGGGGAGCAGCUCCUUCCUUUACUAAUAAGUUCUCUCAAGUAGUGAAACUUAAUCUCAAUAUGCUUGCUCCUCCCAUGUUCAAUUGGGCUCUUAGCCAGGUUUAUAGUGGAAAUGUUAUCAACCAUGAGCGUUACAAUGUCACCCUCUUUGCUAUCCAGCUCCUUCAAUAG